AACAAGGAAUAACAAUUUACUAUGAACCGGUUCUUCAGGUUGCACCUGAUCAUAGAAUACCACACAGUCUUAUCAUGAACUUCAAAUGCGAAGGAGUGUACUUAUUUGUGAUCCAUUUCGGUUUGGUUGUAGGUGCAUCACUAUUUGAAGAAGGUAAACCCUGUUCAACCGACUAUGGAUUUUGCGUCAAACUUAAAGACUGCUACUAUAAGUUCAAUGCAUCGAAUCCGUUCCCCAGUUGUGGUUUUGAUAAAGACGACAACCCAUUGAUUUGCUGCACAACGAAUAAAGAACUCAUGUUUGGCAGACCUGGAGUCAAAUUGGCCGAUGAGAUGUGUACCAGAUACAGGGGUAUGACGUGUCCAAUACCUCCAAAUUAUUAUGCCUCGAUUGGAGGGACACCGGCCAAGCCUCUUGAACUACCUUUCAUGGCUCUAAUCGGGUACGGUCCUCAUGACGAUAUACAAUGGCGCUGUGGAGGAUCUCUUAUUAGUGAAAGAUUUGUACUUUCUGCGGCACAUUGUACUCAAACACACGACAUUGGACCCGCGAGGUGGGUGAAGCUAGGCGAACUCGAUACUUCGACCGAGGAGGAUGAUGCACAACCUGAGGUGAUUGCCAUAAGCGACAGAUACGAUCAUCCCGACUACAAUCCUCAACAAGUUUAUAACGAUAUCACUCUUUAUAAGCUGAUUCGGAAUGUGGUAUUCAAUAAAUACAUCAAACCAAUCUGUUUGCAAACCAAAGAGUUUGUUGAGAGACCUCCCAAUGCUCUGGCUGCCGGGUGGGGCAGACUCGGAUUUGUUGGUAAAAUCAGUACAAAACUUAUGAAAGUCAUAGUGGAUUUGUAUGACAUAGAAAAAUGCUCGAAAACAUCAGAUUCGAAUCAAAUGCCGAAUGGAAUUGAUGGGAACUCGAUGAUGUGUGCUGGAGCUGAUGAAGGUGAACGAGACACCUGUCCGGGUGACUCGGGAGGACCGCUAUUCCAAUUCGUGGAUGAAACUUACGCUCAACAUCCCUGUUAUCAGCACAUCCAGUAUGGGAUCACGUCGUUCGGCAACCAAUGUGGAUUGGCUGAGUUUCCAGGCGUCUACACUAGAGUGCCACACUACCUCAAGUGGAUAGAAUCCAUUGUGUGGGCGAAAACAGUACAACAACCAAAUCUUAUCUGGUCUUGAAUUAUUUUGAUGCUUACAAUAAUAUUAAAAAUAAGAAAUAACA
Molecule: messenger RNA, 1221 nt
Organism: Nilaparvata lugens (brown planthopper)
Lineage: Eukaryota; Metazoa; Arthropoda; Insecta; Hemiptera; Delphacidae
Product: venom protease
Exons: 8
Coding region: 75-1178 (367 amino acids)
Biological process (GO): proteolysis
Molecular function (GO): serine-type endopeptidase activity
Source: RefSeq, a predicted model, not a curated record